This is a messenger RNA of Striga asiatica, 2099 nucleotides long. Lineage: Eukaryota; Viridiplantae; Streptophyta; Magnoliopsida; Lamiales; Orobanchaceae. The record is from the annotation of a GenBank genome assembly.
CCGUCUCCCCUCGACCCCGCCUCCUCGCCGUCGUCCGAAGCCCCAUCCCACUGCUCACCGCCUACAACCUCCGUCCCCACCUCCCUCUGCCUCUUCCUCGCCUCGCUUGACGACCUCCCAUCCCUAGCUGGCACGAGCGACGUUUGGGUCGGGUCUGUGGGUUUUCGUGCACCAUUAAGUGAAAUGGGUCGAGCAAUUUCGUUGUAUUUGGUUGCUGUUUUUGCAUUUUGGAGUGUUCUUGGUGUGAGAUCAGAGGACGCUUACAAGUAUUACACGUGGACUGUGACCUAUGGAACUGCUGCACCUCUAGGGGUUUCUCAACAGGUUAUACUGAUAAAUGGACAAUUUCCUGGUCCCAGGCUUGAUACUGUGACAAAUGACAACAUAAUCCUAAACCUCAUCAACAAAUUGGACCAGCCAAUCCUGUUAACAUGGAAUGGGAUCAAACAGCGAAAGAACUCGUGGCAAGAUGGUGUUUUGGGAACUAAUUGCCCGAUCCCUCCAAAUACAAACUACACGUACAAAUUCCAAACGAAAGAUCAAAUCGGGAGCUACAGUUAUUUCCCCUCAACUCUAAUGCACAGAGCUGCCGGAGGUUUUGGAGCUCUUAACGUUUACGCUCGAUCAGUAAUUCCUGUUCCAUAUGCUACUCCAGCUGGAGAUUAUAGCUUGCUUGUUGGUGAUUGGUAUAAGGCUGGCCACAAGGCGAGUGGAUUGCAGCAAAUACUCGAUUCAGGAAAGCCGUUGCCUUCACCUGAUGGAAUCCUUAUAAAUGGCCAGGGUCAUUCUUCUUUCAGUGGCAAUCAAGGGAAGACAUACAUGUUCAGAGUCUCGAACAUCGGCUUGUCAACAUCUAUCAAUUUCAGGAUUCAAGGUCAUAAAAUGAAGCUAGUCGAGGUUGAAGGCUCUCAUGUGCUUCAGAAUAUCUACGAUUCUCUUGAUAUUCACGUGGGCCAAUCCGUAUCAGUUCUAAUCACCUUGAAUCAGUCCCCGAAGGAUUAUUACAUAGUUGCCUCCACCAGAUUCACCCAAGCAGUCCUUACGGCCACUGGUGUGCUGCACUACACGAACUCCCAGGCACCGGUUAACGGGCCUAUCCCAGCUGGCCCGACUAUAGAAGUGGAUUGGUCCAUUGAUCAAGCUAGAUCUUACAGGACAAUAAUUCUGGCCAACACAGCACCUUUAAUCAACGGCAAGCAAAGAUAUGCAGUCAACGGCGUUUCGUACAUCAAUCCCGACACCCCUUUGAAGCUUGCAGAUCACUACAACAUUCCUGGAGUUUUCAUUGUCAACUCCAUCCAGAGCACACCAUCUGGCGGUGGGCCCAGCCUUGGGACUUCUGUGUUGGGAGCCUCACUUCAUGACUUCAUCGAGGUUGUGUUCCAGAACAAUGAGGAUACGAUUCAGUCGUGGCAUCUCGACGGUUAUGAUUUCUGGGUUGUUGGAUUUGGGAAUGGUCAGUGGACGCAAGCUAGCAGGCAGACGUACAAUCUUGAUGAUGCUUUGACUAGACACACCACACAGGUCUAUCCAAAAUCAUGGACUGCCAUAUUAGUGUCUCUGGACAAUCAAGGCAUGUGGAAUCUGAGGUCAGCAAUGUGGGGAAGGCAAUAUCUCGGGCAGCAGUUAUAUCUGAGGGUUUACAACCCGACACCAUCUUUCGCAAAUGAGUACGACAUACCGAAUAAUGCACUGCUUUGCGGAAGAGCGGUUGGCCGAAAACUUACUUAAAAUGUAGUUAACGGCACAUCACUUACUAAUUAGUAGGAAAAGUGCAUGUGUUCGUCUCGAGUAUUUAUUUGUUGUGUUUUUUUUUUUACAAGUCAUGAGAGGUUGGCUGAUAUCUACACACGGUGAGGGUGAAAUCUUGAGAUGUGUACUUCACGACGAUAUUUUUCUUAUAAGAUGAUGUUUUCUGCAGUUGGUUUGAAGUUAAGUUUGAUAAUCCUUUGCUCGGAAUUAAUUUUAAGGUAAAAAAAUGUCAUGUACAUUGGGGCUGCAUGAGUUAAAGUUAUACGAUGAGUUGCACAAUCAAAACGAUGUUUAAUAAAAUUAGCUGAUAAGCUACCUGAUAGCUGAUAAUUUCUGAAAACUGCACA